This is a messenger RNA of Sitodiplosis mosellana (orange wheat blossom midge), 2966 nucleotides long. It is a transcript of the gene rib, whose product is annotated as sex determination protein fruitless. Gene Ontology annotation, biological process: regulation of transcription by RNA polymerase II. NCBI's taxonomy places the organism in Eukaryota, Metazoa, Arthropoda, Insecta, Diptera, Cecidomyiidae. Gene Ontology annotation, cellular component: nucleus. Bases 463 to 2130 code for a protein of 555 amino acids. Gene Ontology annotation, molecular function: protein binding; DNA binding. The record is from RefSeq and is a predicted model, not a curated record. The transcript has 6 exons.
ACCGACACAAUCGAACUGAGCUAUUAAACGCAAAAUCCCUCAACAACAUAAGAGUGUGUUAUAAAAUUGCAAUUCCCCGGAAAUACGUUUAAAUCGUCAUCAUCGGGUGUGUGUUUUUUUGGUUGUUGUUUCCUUUGGUGCACUUAACGAUUUAUCAACAAGCAUAUGAACUACGACGGCGACGACGACGACGGCAACGAAAAAGAAAUAAACUGUAGAAAAACCGAAAAAUAGUCACCGUCUAUUUCAUCGACAACGAAGAAAGAAGAGAGACACCACACAAAAUAGCAAACGCAACGUGUUCGAACAACAACAUCAACCCAUAUCAACAACAGAGCCCCGAUACUCCCGAGGAGCUGCUGAACGACCAGAUCCGUAAAAACGGAGCAAAAGAAUUUAUUCAGAAAUCGAAAAAAAAACAGAAGCAUACACACAACGAAGGGAAAAUUGAACGAAAGCAAAAUGGGAAGCGGCGAAGGACAAACGUUUUGCUUGCGGUGGAAUAACCACAAAUCCAAUUUGGUGGAAAUUUUGGAUGGACUAUUUCAAAAGAAAAGCUAUGUCGACUGCACACUUCAUGUGGAUGACAUGAAAUUUUUUGUACAUCGUGUCGUACUAGCCGCCAAUUCAUCAUAUUUCCAAACAAUAUUGCAAGAUGUGCCCAUGGACCAUUGCACCAUUCUGUUUCCGGGUGUACAAGGAUAUGAAAUGCAAUCGCUACUCGAUUAUAUGUACACUGGCGAAGUGAAUGUCACACAAUCGCAUAUUCCACGAUUCAUACAAAUUGCCGAGCAGUUGGAAGUGAAGGGUUUGUUUGAUAUGACCGAUUUGAAGGACAGAUUUGAUAAAAAUAAGGUCGACGAACCACCAUUUCCGUACAAAGCAGCACCGGCGAACAUAUUUUUACCAAUUAAUUUAGCAACUGGAUCACCAUUCCGAAAUGCCGUAACCGCUGCUGCAUUGGGAUCUGCUUAUGAAUCUGGCGCUGAUAUGAACCCGCUGAAACGUAAAAAGCUAUACAAUAGCAUGCUCGGUAUGUCUCGCGAUACAUCAAUAUUGCGAAAUGUCUUGGCUCAACCAAGCCCAGUCGACUCAUCACAACAUCCUUCAUUACCAGGCACUGAACGUGAACGCAGCGAUCGCAGCGACCGCAGUGACCGAAGCGACCGAAGUGAUCGACACAGCACAUACUCAAAUGGAACUGACUACACUGAAAAGAAACCAAAAUAUGGAGAGCCACAUUCGCCGUACACCGAAAAGUUCGAAGAAGAUGAAAAUGGCCACAAUCUAAGCGGAAAUGCUGGAAACUAUUCACAAGGUCAAUCGAAUCAAAAGCCAGAAUGGAAACGUUAUAAGCAAUAUACGCGUCAGGAUUUGAACAAUGCCAUUUCAGCGGUGAAAACCGGCAUGAGUGCAUUGCAAGCAUCACGUCUAUACAAAGUACCAUCGCGAACAUUGUACGAUAAAGUGAAGAAAAUGGGAAUUGCCGGCGCUCGACCAAUGAACCGAUCAUCGAUUAAACGUAGUCCAAGCAAUGGCGGUAGCCCAGCCUCAUUCCCAUACGGUAUCAGUGGAACCAGAAGCCCAAUUGCUCAUCAACUAGAAGGUCAAUCACACUCACAAUCGAUGAAUGACGGUGAAAAUGGGGCGGAUAUGGAGCAACGCGAACGUGAUCUUUUGCCGAAUUUACAUGGAAUGUUCGAUCCAAGCCUAUUGCUCAAGGCCAUUCAAGAGCGUGGAGGCGGUGAUCUUGCCAAGAGUGUUGCCAGUCUUGCCGCCGCCAAUGGGCUGAAGAACAUGGGCCGAACAAUGUCACAAUCACCACCACCAGUCUAUGAAGGAUCAUCAACUGCCGCACCAAACUCACCGCCACGAUCAAUGCACGAAGACGAAGAUGAUGACGAAGAAGAUCGAAGCAUUCGAGAAGAAAGUGAGCAACUCUUAUCUCAUCAGCAAUCAAAUGUGGACGAUGACGGUGACGGUGACGAUAAUCAAGUGGAAGACCUGUCAAUGUCACGAAAAAGUGAAAAAUUGAGUCCACCGCCAUCGCCUGUGUCUGUUGCAUCGGUGCCGAACUCGGAUGCAGCUGUGCCAGCUCAACCCGGUGUCAUUGUACCGCCGCAAAAGUAAAACGAACCCGAACCAACGAACAACAACCGACAAUUGGCUGCGAACUGACAUUUUUUAGCCAAAAAACUCAAUGUCGCCAGUGUAGGUUAUAAAUGACCGAUAAAUUUAUUUUACUAAAAACAAAUUGUAGUUAAGUCAAUCGAAAUCAAAUGUUCGAAUGACUUGGAAAUAAAAUUUAAACAGAAAAGCGGAAGAGCGCCCAACCGAUUUCAAAAGGUUCAAAGAGAUGAUUUUUUCUAAACCGGCGAAAAGUUCUUAAACUGAUUCAAAGUUCCUGUAAAAUCCGUUCUUCAUUUUUAAUGAUUCUCAUUUAAGAUGUGUUGCUUCACAUGCAAUUGUUUUUUUUUUUUUUUUAAUUCGGUUCUGGCUGCAGAGAUGCAACACGCAAUUGAUGCCAUAUAUAUUUUCGAUUUGCGUGCGGCCAUGGACAUGAAAAACGGAGUAUUAUUUUAACGAAAACAGAAAAAAAAAUUAGCAAAAUGAAAUUAAUGACAGAUAAGAAUGAAAUCAAUUGAAUUUAGAUCGUAAGAAUCAUAGAAGCAUAAGCAUUUAAGGAAUUUUUUUUCUUUUCAUUCAAAACCAUUUUUUUUUUCUUUGUUAAGUUCAAGUGAAAGUAUUUUAAGGAUAAUUUAUUAGUUUGUAGUUGAAACAUCAUUCGAUUUUUGAAAUAAAUCCACACAUUAAAAAAAGCAUUACAAAAAAAAAAGAACAUAUUUUUGAACAAAAAUAAAUUCAACAGUGGGAUCAAUUUUCAUAGAAAUGCAAAUAAAAAACGAACAGAUUAGGUUCAAUAUAUAUGAAACUCAACUAAAAAAAACAAACAAAAUCAAUUCUUA